AUGCCAUUCAAAACCAAACGUUCCACAGACUUCCGUUUUGGAUUUUGCAGCCACCACAACCUUCUUCCUUUAAAACCCCCUGCCACUCCUUUUCUUCUUCCUCCCAGACAACGGUCAAUGGCUUCCUCAGUUUUCUCCAUCUUCUUCUUUGCCUUCUUUUUAUUGAUUUCUGUAGCAUCUUCCAAGUUGCUUCUAUUUCCACUCACCCACUAUCUCUCUAAUUCCCAAUUCAACACUAAUCAAACCCACCACCUCCUCAAAUCAACCACCGCUCGCUCCGCCGCCCGUUUCCUUCGCCACCACAACCGACAAGUCUCCGUCGCCCUCUCCCCUGGGAGUGAUUACACUAUGUCUUUCUCUCUGGGCUCUGCUCCUAAGAAGACAACCGUGACUCUUUACAUGGAUACUGGAAGCGACACUGUUUGGCUCCCUUGUAAACCUUUUACAUGUAUUAUGUGUGAGGGAAAAUCCGACCCCAAAACCACGCCGCCACCGUAUAAUAUAUCUACCUCUGCUGCCCCUGUCACGUGCCAGUCACGUUCUUGCUCUGCUGUUCACUCCGGCCUCCCAACCUCCGACCUCUGUGCCGCAGCGCGCUGCCCUUUGGAAUCGAUCGAGAUGUCGGAAUGCAAUAAGUUUUCUUGCCCGGCUUUCUAUUAUGCUUACGGCGACGGCAGCUUUGUAGCACGGAUUUACACGGACACUCUUGAAAUUCCGAUGUCUGCGGCAACGUCUUUGGUGAUACAGAAUUUUACAUUCGGCUGCGCCCAUGAAUCGCUCGGCGAGCCUAUUGGUGUCGCCGGUUUUGGCCGUGGAGCGCUUUCUUUGCCGGCGCAGCUUGCUGAUUUCUCACCUCAUCUCGGCACUCAAUUCUCCUACUGUUUAGUCUCUCACUCUUUUGACACAGACCGAGUCCGACAACCGAGUCCACUAAUUUUAGGCCGGGUUGACUCUGGUCUCGGUGUAAACAAAGCGAAACGGGUCCGUGCUUCACGACUCGACGACUUCGCCUAUACUCCGAUGCUUGAAAACUCAAAACACCCUUACUAUUACUACGUCGGUUUAGAAGCUAUAACCGUUGGAAACCGCCGGUUACCAGCGCCAGAAAAUAUGAAGAAGGUUGACGGAAAAGGCAACGGUGGUAUGGUGGUUGACUCCGGUACGACUUACAGCAUGUUACCCGAAAUUUUGUAUAACUCAGUGGUGUCGCAGUUUGGCAAAUGGAUGAAGUCGGGUUUGGGUUAUAAACGAGCAAGAGGUGUCGAAGACCGAACCGGGCUUAGUCCAUGUUUUUACGUUGAUGGGCAUCAGCCGGGACCCGGUACCAAACGGAAAGAGGCUGUACUUGUGCCUCAAAUGGUAUUGCAUUUUGGGGGGAAUUCCAGUGUGGUGAUGCCUACGAAGAAUUAUUUCUACGAGUUCAUAGACGGCGGUGAUGGAAAAGGAAAAGUGAAAAGAAAAGUGGGGUGUAUGACUCUAAUGAACGGUGGUUAUUUUCCAGAUUCGGGUGGGCCGGCGGGGUUAUUGGGGAACUACCAGCAACAAGGUUUGGAAGUGAUUUAUGAUUUGUUGAAGAAACGGGUCGGGUUUGCUAGGAGAAAGUGCGCAUCUUUAUGGGAUACCUUGCGCUGA
This is a messenger RNA of Lactuca saligna, 1632 nucleotides long. Lineage: Eukaryota; Viridiplantae; Streptophyta; Magnoliopsida; Asterales; Asteraceae. The record is from the annotation of a GenBank genome assembly.